AUGGCUGAAGUUGCAGGUCUCGUUCUUGGGGCUGUUGGGGUUGCAGGUCUUAUCGGCGCUUUCAAGGAUACCAUCGACCUCUUCGGACUCUUGGCUGACGCCCGUGAUCUGGGCCGGGACUACGAAAUUUUAAAGAUCAAGUUUGACAUUCAGAAAACCCUUCUUCUUCAAUGGAGUGACCGAGUUGGCCUCUUACGCACAAACGACUACGACCCCCUUCUUGAUCAAGCUCACAUUCGGGAGGCUAUCGGUGAAACGCUAAGCUGCAUUCGACUUCUGCUGACAGACGGCACUGCCUUACGAAGCAAGUACGGAAUCGAUGUAGUAGACGAUCAAGUUGGCGCUUCGCAUCUCACUUCAGUCUCCUCUAUCAGUGCCUGGCGCAUGGGGGUUUUCAAAAACCAAUAUGAUGAUUUCAAGAAACGAAUGGCCCAGGGCAACGAGAUGCCUUUUCGUAGCAGGGCUCUCUGGGCUGUCCGCGACAAGACAAAGUUUCAAGUUCUCGUUGCAGAUCUUGCAGAUCUCAUUACGACCCUGGACAGAUUGAUACCUGUCACCAGAAAACAGCCUGCUCUUCAAACUCUGGUCGAUGACGACGUGAGGAGGAUUUCUGGACUGUCAAAUCUAAAGAUGCUUCUCGAAGCUUCACAAGAUACACACAGGCUUAUUUCACAAUCAACCGAAAAGACUAUAUCUCGUACUUGCGAAGAAAUGGUAUUGAGCCGACUCUGGUUCAGAAAGAUACAUGACAGGAGAGAAACCGUCACUGGUGCACAUCGGAAAACCCUUAGGUGGGCUCUUUAUCCUCCCAGAGACAAAGCUCUCUGGGACGAUUUGUCCCGGUGGCUCCGAAAGCCCUCCCAAGAUGGGAUUUACUGGAUAUCUGGCAAAGCCGGCAGCGGAAAGUCGACUCUGAUGAAGUAUAUUUAUACCGAAGAACGUACCAAAAUGCUUCUGAAAGAGUGGUCUCGUCCGGCUAGUUAUAUUCUGGCUGACUUCUUCUUCUUCGAUCUCGGAACUGAGGAGCAAAAAACUUUCGAAGGUCUUUCACGAGCGCUUCUCUACCAGCUUCUGAAGCCCGAUAAAUCUCUAGUUCACCAAGCUCUCCCGGGAAUGGUCAGGGAGCUAAGGGAAACAGAUAAAACUCCGAGUUUACCAUCAAUCUCAGAGAUUCGUCAUGCAUUCAGUGUGAUAACCCGACAAACCAAUAUGCCCAAGUGCUGUAUAUUUAUUGAUGGCCUCGAUGAAUUCAAAGGAGAUGUUCGAGAGAGUAUUUCACUCAUCCAAGAGCUCGGCAAAUCUGAUCGCAUUAAAGUACUCGUCUCGAGUCGGCCUAUCCCAGCUUGUGUAUCGGCAUACCAGCAUCUACCCAAGUUACACCUUCAAAAUCUCACUCGAGGUGAUAUCGAGGCCUUUGUUGAAGAUACGAUUGGCUGCCAUCAAUACAUGAAACGCCUCCUCAAGCGAUCUCCUAGUGGGGCUAGAAUUCUUUUGAAACAGCUAGUUGAUAAGUCAUCAGGAGUAUUUCUUUGGGUAGUUUUAGCAUGCCGGUCCCUUCUGUCCGGGUUCGACGACUGCGAUCGGUUGCCAGAACUUCAAAAGAGAGUAGAUGAGCUCCCGCCUGAACUGGAGGAUCUUUUUGAUGUCAUGCUUGGAAAGAUUAAUCAUCGAUACCAGUAUCAGGGUGCGCGCCUGUUACGUCUCUGCUACGAAAGCCAAUUGGCUUCGAGAACUCCAAAAUGUCCGGCUCUCUCGUAUACGGACACACUUUGCUUGGCACUCGUUGACGACGCCGACAUUUCAGCAGAUGUCAUCGGGGAUCUUUCGUCAGAAGAUAAGAAUGAUCUCUGCAUCGUGCUAGAAGGGAGGCUCCGAAGUCGAUGCGGCGGGCUGUUGGAGAUCCGACGGCAUGCUCCAGGAGCUGAUAAUCAGCUUGUGGGUAGUACCGUCGUGUUCAUGCACCGGACCGUCUUUGAGUAUCUGAGUAAUGACUUUGCAUGGGAACGAGAAUGCUUGAAGACAGAUCCACAUGGCGAUACAGUGGCUACAGAUCUAGCGAUUAGAGACCUCUAUCUCAUGAUACUUUCCGCUUCUGGCCUGAAAUCACAGGUACAUAUCGGACCUCAAUGGUUCCUUUCUGCAAUGUCUUCAGCAUUUAGAAGUGGCUUAUUCUGGGUCCAAAACGGUGACGCCAGUUCGCAAAUAAGCUUCUUUGAACAGCUACCUCAUUUCUUGAGUGAGUUGGUAGCUUGUAAAAUCUUACCCGAAGAACCAAUUUUCUCAGCUAUGGUCAAGGCUUGUCAUACGCUGCCUGGUACUACGACGAGGAACUACCUGCAUGCGCCUCUCCUUCUCGCCGUUGAUCUCGGCCUUCGAGAUUAUAUAACCAGAAAUCCCGAGUUCUACGUUCUUAACGGCUCUGCAAUGCCUUCCAACCUAAAGAAAAGGAGCCGACCUUCUUCUCAGGGCGUGUCGAUGCUUUUGAGAUCUGGAGCCAACUCUCGACUUGGAGAGAGUGUAUUCACGACCUGGACACUUUGGUUGCAAGAUCCAUUAGGGCUCACACGCAAAGACCGGACUGAUGAUGAAUUGCUCCAAGUGAUGGAAGUUGCUGAAACAAUGGUGAAAUACGAUGCUGGAGGGAUUAAAGAUCUGAAGAGAUGGCUGAAUAGUGACAACUAUCAAAGCCGGUCCCUACAAGUGACUGAGAGGGGCAACAAGUUGCUUGAGUUCCUCAAUAACUACAAAAGAAGGAACUCAUACUUGGUUGAAGAUUAUGUUUUACAUAAGGGAAGAUAG
Messenger RNA from Fusarium graminearum PH-1, 2799 nucleotides. RefSeq lists its product as uncharacterized. The coding region runs from base 1 to 2799 and encodes 932 amino acids. The record is from RefSeq and is a predicted model, not a curated record. The transcript is spliced from 2 exons. Lineage: Eukaryota; Fungi; Ascomycota; Sordariomycetes; Hypocreales; Nectriaceae.